AUGUUCUCCAAAGCUCGGUAUAUGAACCAUAUGAUGAGCUUCCACACCAUAAAAGUGUACUCAAAAGCAUUAGAAUCAGUGCCCAAAGUUUACUUUUGGUACAGCCUUAUCCCACAGGUUAAUGGGCGUGAUUGGAAGAGAGAGGGAGAGGGAGAGAGAGAAGGUGAAGGUGAAGGGAUGCUCAACAGGGCUGCGGGCAUAGGCGACAUUGAACUAUUCGAUCAACUUGUUGCCCGUGGUGCUAAACCUUCUCGGAGCAAUGCCCUUCAUAAUGCUGCUUGCUCUCAAAAUGCAAGCGCCAUGAUCACCCAUCUAAUCGAAAAAUUCGACCUCGACGUCAAUGCCGACGAUGGAUGUGGCGGUCUCAAUGAGCUCGUCCAAUGGAAAGUCACCCCGAGAUUUCCUCUGAGCUACGCCGUUGACAGAUCUAAUUUACCGGCAAUUGAGACUCUGCUGAAGUAUGGUGCCCAGAUUGGAGAUGCCUACUCAUUCGCUAUCAAGAACAAGAAUGCUUCUGCUUUAAAGCUUCUUCUUGAUGCCGGUGCCGAUGCAUCGACGAGUCUAGGUGUGGCAAUUAUUGAUGAUUACCUCGAAGGUGCACGCUUAUGUCAAGAGUACGGCGGCGAUAUUGCUAUAGGCGAAGCACGACAUAAGAUGGUGGCUGGCUUUGGCUGGAGCUAUACUGGGAUGAGCAGCGAAAUGAGAAAUUUGCUGGAUGAAUGGAAGUAA
Mollisia scopiformis is the source of this 729-nucleotide messenger RNA. RefSeq lists its product as uncharacterized. NCBI's taxonomy places the organism in Eukaryota, Fungi, Ascomycota, Leotiomycetes, Helotiales, Mollisiaceae. Bases 1 to 729 code for a protein of 242 amino acids. The record is from RefSeq and is a predicted model, not a curated record. The transcript is spliced from 2 exons. Gene Ontology annotation, molecular function: protein binding.